AUGGGGAUCCUACCUGCUUUAGAUUCUCGUCCACGUUUGGUUCUCCCAGAUACCCCGCCGGAGCUGGUGAGCCCAGGUGCCUCGUCGUACUCGUCUAGCUCAUCGCUGCCUGCGGACCAACCUUGGAUCUCACCCUCACUCACUUCUCCUUCCAUGUCCAAGUAUGAGAAGCCUCUGACAGUCGACAUGUCGUCCGUGGAUCAGAGCGCGGAGGGAGGGCAAAGCCGACCAGGCUCAGCCGCCCAAGCUGCACCUCGACAACAGUUGCCGUCGUUGAGCAGCCUCUUCGGGCCUCCCCCGCCUGUACGACCACUUCACUCUCCCGUUUCGGACCAACCCAGCACCUUCUCUGCUACCUCACCUUUGGACCAUCCCCGGGCACCUUCUGGAGACCGGCACCACCCGGCCUCUUACUUCUCGCAAACUCUUUCCCCUCCCGUAUCGCAGCCCAGGACCACUUACGAUACCAAGUUCGAAUCGGACCGCCACCCACCCCAUGGUUUGGCUAGAUCCUUCUCCGGCCCUGAGUCGCCUAGAUUCCGCGAUGCCGAUCACAUCCGUCCGGCUUCGCGAGCGGAUGGUCAAGCUGGCAAGUGGUCUAUGCAGCAAGAUACUGGCCGCCACGACUACACAUUGGGAUCUCGAGAUUCAUCUUUCCGAUCGCCACAGGAUCAGUUCCGACUUCACUUCCCCGGAACCAAGGAUCGCGCUCCUCCUAGCUACUCCGACCAAAGGUCGGCCCACGGAGGACCGAAUCCCCCUCCAACGCCCACCAGCACCGUCGUCUCUGAAGGUAUUCCGUCAAAAGAUGGCCUGGGCCCCAAGAUAUGGACCGGGUCCCAUUUCUUGCCUCGAUUUGUGCGAGCCGCCGAAGUACCUGGCGAAGGAAUGUGCUACUUCUACGAUGAUGGCAGCCACUGCAAAACGGUCAUUGAUGGCGAAGCAGUUAAUGCACACUGGGGAGUUACCAAGGCAGGAAAGCCCCGGAAGCGACUCGCAAUUGCGUGUGUGACGUGCCGAGAGAAGAAGAUCAAAUGUGACCCAGACUAUCCUCGCUGUGUCCAGUGCGAGAAGUUUGGCCGAAUCUGCAAGUUCAAGAAUGCCCCGAGAGGAGGCCACACUUCUCCGUCAACACCACCCGCCGAACUCGACGACAUGCGCAAGUUGAGCGGGCCAUCUAGGCAGAAUGAUUUGCGGAUAUCCGGAAGCGAGACUAGUUCGCCUGUCUCGCCAAGAACCACCUUGCGCCAGCCUUCACCAGACACAGGUUCCCACAAGCGACUUCGAGUGGGAUACGAUAGCUAUGUUCCUGGUGGACCGCCAGUUAUCUCAAUGGCGACCGCUGAGCCGACCAGAGUCCAUUUUCCAGUUCAACACGAAACUGCCGAGUUGCCUCGUAUCCCCGAAGACGUCUUGGGCCGGGCCUGGGGCACCGAUCCUUCUUUGUCUGAUCCUCAGUCUAUUCGAGUCGUCAUCUCGCAGUUUUUUCUUAACCUCGACAAUACGAAGAUCAUGCGAUUCAUCCCCGAGGCACAAUUCAAAGCUUGGGUUGCCAAUCCGAACCACCGAAAAUCCCCCGAAGACCUGAUGCUCUUGUAUAGUAUGCUGGCUGUCGGAGUGGCUUUGUCAGGAGGACCGAAACCCAUCGCCUUUGAGUACGCUCAGGUGGCACAUUACGCUCAGAGAGUCACGGCCGUCGGCUCUUUGCAGCUCGUUCAGAGCAGGAUCCUCCUUGCUCUCUACUACCUCUCGAUAUCCCACAUGCCAGAUGCAAAUGAGAUGAUCUCAGCAGCAAUCGCCGCCACAACAUGCUUGAAGCUUAACGUGGAACUCGAGGAGUCAAAUGAUGCAGUCUUGACGAUCUACCCCUUUGGAAUGACCAAAUCUGGAUACCGCGAGUCUAGGAGAAGGACCUUUUGGUCAUUGUUUAUGCUGGAGCGUCUGGACGGACAUUUCCCUGAUCGACCAGCGAUGAUCAACGCCGAGGACAUCUACACUCGCCUCCCUGCCGACCCACAAAGCUUCGAGCGUGAGAUUGAGAGUUCCUCGCCGAUGUUCAACCCCUACAUUUCGAACAUUGCCGGCAGUAACGACAGAGAGCUUGGGAUCUCCGCUUAUCUUGUGGAGAUGGUGCAUAUAUGGUCCAGCGAUGUUUCUCGGAUAUACCGAAUGGCUCGUCGCACCACUUUGUUGGACACCGACUCGGAGUCGUCGCGGAGGAUGCUGAAGCGAAUUCAAGAUUGGCAUCACGCGCUGCCUUCUCGAUUACUAUUCAUCCCCACGAACCUCGAAUCUAUAGUACUGGCAGGUGAACUUGGUCCGUUCUUGACCAUGCAUUUGCUGUAUAAUCAUGCUAUGAUCAAGCUGAGCCGCCAUAGUGUCGCGGCCGGACGGUCAUCUCCCCAAACGACAUCACUCCACGUUCAGCGGUGUUACGAACACUCCACGAACGUCUUGGACGUGGUCAAGGCCCUCCUGCGACUCCACAGAAAUGGACAAGACGUCAUCAGUGCAUCCCCUCCGGUGAUGGCCAUGGUAGCGACAGAAGCUGUGGAUGUCUUGACAGCUAGUGGACGGCUAUCGCACCUCGGUGACGUUAUUGACGACGUCAGAAUGGCUCUGAGCAUUGUGGAUGCGAUGGGAGCUAUUUGGGAAGACUCUCGAAACGCUCAGGAGGCCAUUGAUGGCCGCCUGGGAAUGCUGCUCCGAAUUCGGGAUCGGGGCAGCCAGCCAACAAGUCCUAUCGAAGGGUACCGUAUUAUGUAUGGUGCUGAGAAACAAGGAGACGAGAAUGGUCUCCGAUGGCAAAUCAUCAACCCGAUCGAGAUCCUCUAUCCUAAAGACAUGGAUAACAUUUACUCCACGCUCAUGUGA
This is a messenger RNA of Ilyonectria robusta, 2874 nucleotides long. RefSeq lists its product as uncharacterized. Gene Ontology annotation, cellular component: nucleus. Gene Ontology annotation, molecular function: DNA-binding transcription factor activity, RNA polymerase II-specific; DNA binding; zinc ion binding. NCBI's taxonomy places the organism in Eukaryota, Fungi, Ascomycota, Sordariomycetes, Hypocreales, Nectriaceae. The transcript has 2 exons. The record is from RefSeq and is a predicted model, not a curated record. Gene Ontology annotation, biological process: DNA-templated transcription; regulation of DNA-templated transcription. Bases 1 to 2874 code for a protein of 957 amino acids.